GGGGACACCGGGACCGGGGCGGUGGCAGCGGGUGCCCGCCCCGAUGACCGGCCUGUUUACACCGGGGCGGCGCGUACCACAACGGCGGGGGGGCAAGGCGGGUGGUAGUUGCGCGCAGUCCCCGCCGCGCUGAGCCGCCCUGGCAGCGCGGCGCCCCGGUUACCGAGCACGGGGUUGUGGGUACCGGGUUCCCACCACCGAGGCCCAUCCCGCUGCCGGCUGCGUUCCGGUUCCUGGCUCCGUGCCCGCGCUCCCCCCCUCGCCGCCGCCAUGGUUCGUCCCGCGCCGCCGCGAUUGGCCGAGCGCUUAAAGGGGCAGGCAGCGCGCGCUUUUCCGCCCUCGCCGGCGCGGCGCAUCCCGGUGCGCGGGGCGGGGGGGGCAGCGGCGGCGGGAGCGCGGCCCCCCCUCGGCGGCGCCAUGGAGGCGGCGGAUGGCGGCCGCCGCGGGACACAAAGGGCAGCGCGGCGGCGGCGGCGGAGGGCGGCUCAGCGGGGCCCUAUGGCGGCGGCGGCGGCGGCAGCGCAGGGGCCCGGCCCGGUUGGCGGCGGCGGAGCUCCGCGGUACAGCCUGCUGGCCGAGAUCGGCCGCGGGGCCUACGGCGUGGUGUACGAGGCGGUGUCGGACCGCAGCGGCGCCCGCUUGGCGGUGAAACGGAUCCGUUGCGACGCUCCCGAGAACGUGGAGCUGGCGCUGGCCGAGUUCUGGGCCCUGACGAGCCUCCGGCGGCAGCACCCCAACGUGGUGCGCUUCGAGGAGUGCGUCCUGCAGCGGCACGGCCUGGGGCAGCGCAUGAGCCACGGCAACAAGCGCAGCCAGCUCUACCUGCGCCUCGUGGAGACCUCCCUCAAAGGUGAGAGGAUCCUGGGCUAUGCAGAGGAACCUUGCUACCUGUGGUUUGUCAUGGAGUUCUGUGAAGGAGGAGACCUCAACCAGUACGUGCUCUCACGAAGACCCGACCCAGCCACGAACAAGAGCUUCAUGCUGCAGCUGACCAGUGCCAUCGCCUUCCUGCACAAGAACCACAUUGUCCACCGGGACCUGAAGCCAGACAACAUCCUGAUAACAGAGAAGUCUGGAACCCCUGUCCUCAAAGUGGCCGACUUCGGGUUGAGCAAGGUCUGCGCUGGCCUCACUGCUCGGGGCAAGGAGGGGGAGCACGGGACCAGGAAUGUGAAUGUGAACAAGUGCUGGCUCUCCUCGGCUUGUGGCUCUGAUUUCUACAUGGCCCCCGAGGUCUGGGAGGGGCACUACACUGCCAAGGCUGACAUCUUCGCUCUGGGCAUCAUCAUCUGGGCCAUGAUUGAGAGGAUCACUUUCAUUGAUGCCGAGACCAAGAAGGAGCUGCUGGGGACCUACGUCAAGCAGGGGACUGAGAUUGUGCCUGUUGGGGAAGCGCUGCUAGAAAACCCAAAGAUGGAGCUGCACAUCCCUCAGAAACGCAGGACUUCCAUGUCUGAGGGGAUCAAGCAGCUCUUGAAAGACAUGUUGGCUGCUAACCCGCAGGAUCGACCUGAUGCCUUUGAGCUUGAAACCAGAAUGGACCAGGUUACAUGUGCUGCUUAAAUUCAGGGCAGGGCACUGCUGUGCUUUGCAGCUGGGUUUAUUUACCAGGGACCCAUGAUCUCCAUUAUUUACGUGCAAGGAGGGAAGCUGAAGCUAAGGGAUGCUGAGGAUGAGGAUGAUGA
Messenger RNA from Neopsephotus bourkii (Bourke's parrot), 1685 nucleotides. RefSeq names its product serine/threonine kinase 35 (gene STK35). Gene Ontology annotation, biological process: protein phosphorylation. Gene Ontology annotation, molecular function: ATP binding; protein kinase activity. The record is from RefSeq and is a predicted model, not a curated record. NCBI's taxonomy places the organism in Eukaryota, Metazoa, Chordata, Aves, Psittaciformes, Psittacidae. Bases 271 to 1563 code for a protein of 430 amino acids. The transcript has 3 exons.